This is a messenger RNA of Archocentrus centrarchus (flier cichlid), 2497 nucleotides long. It is a transcript of the gene zc3h12aa, whose product is annotated as zinc finger CCCH-type containing 12Aa. Gene Ontology annotation, cellular component: nucleus; cytoplasmic ribonucleoprotein granule. Gene Ontology annotation, biological process: 3'-UTR-mediated mRNA destabilization. NCBI's taxonomy places the organism in Eukaryota, Metazoa, Chordata, Actinopteri, Cichliformes, Cichlidae. Gene Ontology annotation, molecular function: RNA endonuclease activity; metal ion binding; mRNA binding. The record is from RefSeq and is a predicted model, not a curated record. Bases 207 to 2105 code for a protein of 632 amino acids. The transcript is spliced from 6 exons.
UGCUACUGUAUGCAGUAGGAACAGCGUCAAAACUUACAGUACUUCCAAACAUUAACUCGAGCUCUAAGUGGCCUUUGCUAUUGAAUGGAACAGAAGGAGAGAGAGCCGGUAAGAUGACAGCUCGCCUCUGAGUUGAUGAAUAUCACCCUGAGGUUGAUGUAAUUCACCUGUGCUGCUGGAAUAAAAAGAGGCUCAGAUGCUUCAGGAUGGAAGAGGCUCAUCCCAGCCUGAGCUCGGUUUCAGACUCUCUGGAAGCAGACAGUGAGGAGCUCCAGCUCAGAGCGGACUUCUUCAGGAAACUGGGUUACAAUGUAGCAGAGGUGAAAGCUGCUUUGAGGAAGCUGGGCUUAAGCACGGACACCAAUGCAGUACUAGGAGAGCUGGUUAGGAGCAGAACCAGCACUGCACCUUGCAUUUCCAGCUCUGACAGUGAUGACAGGAACACGAGCCAAAAAGACCCUCUGAUGCCUCCCAGUUGGGCUCUUGGGCCCUGCAGAAUCACACCACAACUGUGCGACCAAAGAAAUCCAGAUGAAGAACUGAGGCCUAUCGUUAUUGACGGCAGCAAUGUUGCCAUGAGUCAUGGCAACAAGGAAGUGUUCUCAUGCCGAGGCAUACAGCUGGCUGUAAACUUCUUCCUAGACAGAGGUCAUACUAGCAUUACUGUGUUUGUUCCCAGCUGGCGCAAAGAGCAGCCCAAAGCUGAUGCUCCUUUGACAGAUCAACACAUUCUGUUGGACCUUGAGAAAAGGAAAAUAGUUGUCUUUACUCCAUCACGCCGCGUCGGGGGCAAGCGAGUGGUUUGCUAUGAUGACCGCUUUAUUGUCAAGUUGGCAUAUGAGUCAGAUGGAGUAAUCGUAUCCAAUGACACCUAUCGUGACCUCCAAGGAGAAAGACCUGAGUGGAAGAAAUGCAUUGAAGAGAGGCUCCUCAUGUACUCCUUUGUGAAUGACAAGUUCAUGCCCCCAGACGACCCUUUGGGUCGCCAUGGCCCCAGCCUUGACAAUUUCCUUCGGAAAAAGCCUCGUCCUACGGAGCAAAAGAGACAACUCUGUCCAUAUGACAAAAAGUGCACUUAUGGCAUAAAGUGUAAGUUCUACCACCCUGAGCGAAUAAAUCAGUCCUAUCUAUCCUUGGCUGAUGAAUUGCGAGAGAAAGCCCAGAUUUCUACUGCAAAAGAAGACAGAAAUGCCAGAUUAUCACCCAGACAGCUUCAGUCUGAUCCUGCACCUGCUCAAAAUGCCUAUUCUCAUCCUCGAGACUCUGACACAGAGCUCAAAAGAGACCAGCAGAGUUCUUCACCCCCUCAUCAGGUUAGUGAAAAUAAGCUGCUGUACUGGGAGGAUCCUAGAAACAGUCCAAAUCACACAGCAUGUUCUGUAACAGGAACCCAGCAUCAGAAAGAGUGGCCUGGGCUCCACUUAAUGCCAAGUCAUUACUAUGCCAACAUGUCUCAUGACUACCUAGAUUCUGGCCUUGGCUCUUUUGACAGCCAGUACUCUGACAUUGCGCAUUCUGUCAGCAACUCAAACAGGCUCAGGCCGCAGCAUCAGAGUGCUCUUCCUGGACCCCAAAAUUCACCAGUGCCCUUAGAGAAAAAUAAUGCCAACCAGCCCUGCAAGUGCUGUUCCCAUUCAGUGUCCUCAACAGCUCACCAGCAACUUCAUGGGAAUAUGGACUCUCAGGCACAACCCAAAUUCAACACCUAUCACCCACAUGUCCUUCAACCCACUGCAUCCCACCAAUGCAGCCUCCCCAGCCAUUUCCAAUAUAGUAGAGGCACCCAUCUUCAGCAAAAUUACUGGUCAGAUCCCUUUCAGGGGCUGCCACAAGCCAGGACAUCAAAUAGUCUUCCUUCUUCAAUUCAUCCUUCACACUGCCACGGUUCGUGCGGCUCUAGCAAUGGUCAUCAGUACCACUCAUGGGGUCAACAACCAUCUUCCGCUGCAUUUGACCCACAAAGGUUAGAACUCCGCAAGAAGCUGCAAGCCAUCUUCAACCCUCACCUGGUGGAUACUGUCAUGGAAAUGUUUCCACAUCUGAUGAAUGCUGAGAAACUAGCUGUAGAGAUACUGAACCUGAAGGCUCAAAGAGAAUUUUUCUGAUUAUUCUUCUCUCAUAAAUACUUGCAUUUAUCUAAAUAUCAUCCUUUAACAGUAGAGAGAAUCUCUUCAGAAGCUUGCAUAGUGCCUAUAGGUGAAUGGUUUGAAAAUUAUUACUAAUUCUGUGCAAUUUGCCAUUAUCCUGUAAUUUUUUUUAUUUAUGAAUGAUCUAGUUAAUCUGUUGUAAGUUGUAUGUGUUUUUAUAGCACUGGGGUAAUAUGUCUUUGUCAUCCAUGUUUUGGAUAAAAAGUGCCUCUAGAUGGAAAAUGGUUACAAUUGAGUUCCUAGAGUUUUGACUGUUCAUGCAUAUUGCAUCCAAUGUGAUCUGUUUUAAGUUCUCAUGAAAUAACGUAUUGCUGUACUACUUGUUACUUUUAAUGUCAGUUCUCCAGAAC